This is a messenger RNA of Photinus pyralis (common eastern firefly), 1353 nucleotides long. RefSeq lists its product as uncharacterized. The transcript has 5 exons. The record is from RefSeq and is a predicted model, not a curated record. Lineage: Eukaryota; Metazoa; Arthropoda; Insecta; Coleoptera; Lampyridae. The coding region runs from base 1 to 1209 and encodes 402 amino acids.
AUGAACCCCGCCUUAGGCCAAGUACAGAGUCUGGCUCCCAAGCAAGCACACGAGAAAGUGGUGGUUGAACCAAAUCCAGCGGAAUUGAAUGACGAGGUGGAGCUUAAGCAGGAAGAUCUGGCAGAUCCAGUGCCAGAAGACGCUCCGGUUAGAAACCUUCGACCACGUGAGAAUCUAAAGGCUCCUGAGAAACUCAACUUGGUGGCAGUAGCGAUGAUAACUGCAAAGGAGGCAAUUCAGAUCGAUCAUGCUGAUGAGUGGAAACUUGCGAUGCAGGACGAUCGACAACCACGUGCAGAUGGCGCGCCGGGGAAACGACUGCUACCAGCCAAGUGGGUUCUGAAGCUGAAGCUUGCAGAGGACGAUAAAGUCUCAAGAUUUAAGUCUGCGUACUUGGACCGCGUGCUGCAAGAUUUCCAGAUGGAGUGCAACUCCGUGAAACUACCGGGGGAAAAUCAUCGAGAAGAGGACAAAACACCACGUCUGGAGGAGGAAAUGAAGAAGGAGUACCAGACGGUGGUUGGAAAACUGAUUCCUUUCACUAGGCCCCACCUAGAGCAUCCUAUAAAAGCCGCCGGAUUUCUGAUGAUCAUCACAGUUUUCAGUUCUCUUCUCGUUGAGCUCAAGUACCACAAAAUGCAUUUCUUCGUGGUUGUAAUGGUCGUGGGUUUUUCCUGUGCCGUUAAUGCCGGUUUCGCCAGUCAUGAUGCUGGAGGUUACGGCGGCGGAGACUUUGGAGGACAUGGCGGCGGCUUUGCCAGUGGCAGUGGAUUGGAUUUAGGAGGACACGGUGGAGACAUUGGCGGUGGCGGAUUUGAGGAACACCAUCACGGGGGGCACUUGGAAACAAAAACUGUUGAGGUUACGAAACCGGUGCAUGUACCAGUCAUUAAGAAAAUUGGCAUUCCGGUGCCGCAUCCAGUUGGAGUUCCGGUACCGCAAGUCAUAAAGGUUCCGGUUCCCCAACCUUACCCUGUACAUAUACCGGUUCCACAGCCGAUUGCAGUUCCUAUCUACAAAUUAGUGCCGCAAGAAAUCGAGAAAAAGGUUCCCAUUACUAUUGAAAAACCAGUCCCGUAUCCAGUGGAAAAGCCCUACAAAAUUGAAAUCGAGAAACAUCAUCCAGUUCACAUCGCCAAACCAUACCCCGUUCAUGUACCGGUCUACAAACACGUGUACCACCACGUCCCUAAACACGGAUGGCAAUAAAUGCCGCAAUUUGUGAUUGACUGUACUUCCAUCGCCAUCAUAUUUCAUUCAUUAAUUUCAUCUUGUUGUUAUUGUUGUUGUUGAUUGUAUACUUUUGUUGUUUUCAUCGUUUUUAUGUAUAAUAUAAAGAAAGUGGAAUAUUAA